AUGUUUCGUCGUCCUCUAUAUGCAUUCAAGAUGGCGAAGAAGCUGGACAAACGCUCCAUUCGAGACAUCGGAAGACAUGUCCAUGUGCACGUGUUGGCUCGACGUAAAGGAGACUUUGGUGACUGUCCUGACAAUAUGUAUCAGACUCUGGAGAAGCAUGAUAAAGAUUCUGCAGUACAACCGCGCUCUCAAGAGGAGAUGAGUGCUGAGGCAGCGCAGUAUAGAGAAGCCAUGAAAAACGUUUGA
Messenger RNA from Cylicostephanus goldi, 246 nucleotides. The record is from the annotation of a GenBank genome assembly. NCBI's taxonomy places the organism in Eukaryota, Metazoa, Nematoda, Chromadorea, Rhabditida, Strongylidae.